UUUCGAAUGUUUUAUUCAUCUUAAUAAGAGAACGCCCGCCUGCGGAGUAGGCGCUCCUGCGCCCAUGUUCGUACUAGAAUCAUAGUGACUGUUUAGUCUUAUUGGCUGAGUGUCGGCGGCGAGCGAGGCGUCACGUGGUGCUUGGCUAAAAUAACGUCACACUGAUAAUCCCUUCCACAUCGAAUAAAGUCGUACAUCAACAUUGGUGGGUUGUGUAUACCUCACCUCGCUCCAUUACUUUACACGAGAGCUUCGAUAGACCCAGAUAAAAGAUUCUUGAACAAAUGUCAGCAAAUAGCGAAAGCAUCGAUAUAAAACAAACGGAGGUUCUUGAGCGCCGCAGUUUCCUCCACUUUCUAUUAGACCUGCUUUUGGAGGUCGUCUCAGACGAGCUCUGGGACCCGUGCCUCACACCUUUGACAUCGAUAGGCUCUUCUGCGAUACCUCGUGACGAGAGCGAUGACCAGCACCACGAGCAGUGCGAUCAACUCCUUCCAGUAUACCAUGGAGUCGUUGCAAUCUUGACCGAACUACUGAAUACUGAACAUGUGCAUUUGAAUGGGCAAAACCGCACUCAUAUACAAGAACAACUGAUGGAGGCUCAACUCAAGUGUCGACAACAGCGCCGGCGCCAUUCACUCGAUGCCAAGCGGAAUCUUGCCCUUGCUAUCAGUGAUCAUCUCAAGUUUGAUGAAAGGACCAAAUUAUUAUAA
Molecule: messenger RNA, 713 nt
Organism: Boeremia exigua
Lineage: Eukaryota; Fungi; Ascomycota; Dothideomycetes; Pleosporales; Didymellaceae
Exons: 3
Coding region: 285-713 (142 amino acids)
Source: RefSeq, a predicted model, not a curated record